Molecule: messenger RNA, 686 nt
Organism: Aplosporella prunicola CBS 121167
Lineage: Eukaryota; Fungi; Ascomycota; Dothideomycetes; Botryosphaeriales; Aplosporellaceae
Exons: 2
Coding region: 215-583 (122 amino acids)
Source: RefSeq, a predicted model, not a curated record
ACGAUCGCGCAUCCGCACUUUACAUUGAUGUCGCAUCGCGCUUCGCGACCAAGGCUAACCUGACGACUGCGAUCAGAGUCUGGGCUGGGAGCACUACGAAGUUCAUGAGCCCGAGCCGCACAUUCUCCUCUUCAAGCGGCCCAUCAACUACCAGCCCCCCAUGCACUGAGAUCUUCCAUCCCUCCUCUUCACGCGUUUGACACCGCUUAUCAAGAUGCGGUAUCUUCCGGUCGCGCUCGGUGCCUCCACCCCGCUGCCCCACCAACGGCUAGGUUCACCGCUGUUUGUUGAUGACCGCCCAGCUUCACCAGUGGAACGGAAGACUGCUCAUAGACUCUUUUCCUUUCUUUUUUUAUGGAGUUUCUACUUAUUGUUCUCUGUUCAAGUGUUUUCUGAGUUCACGAAGCUGGGACUUUUUCUGCACUCUUCCUUUCCACUCUCACGAAAUGGGCAUGGUUACAUCAUCGGGUGUUUCUCACGUUUGAAACGAGGGAACUCUUUCCGAGCUUUGCUUCCUAGCGGAUUAGGGUACUUCGACGGAAACCAUCAAGGAGUACCUUUGGGAGCUUUGGGUUAUAUGUGAGUUGGGGAGUGCCGGUCUUUGCUUAGAGUGUGUAAAUAAACAAAAGAACAAACAAGAAAGCGUCGAAAAUCUAAAUAUGGGUCAUAGCAAGUCCCGUCUCUUC